Molecule: messenger RNA, 580 nt
Organism: Ictalurus furcatus (blue catfish)
Lineage: Eukaryota; Metazoa; Chordata; Actinopteri; Siluriformes; Ictaluridae
Product: interferon-induced transmembrane protein 3-like
Exons: 2
Coding region: 17-364 (115 amino acids)
Cellular component (GO): plasma membrane
Source: RefSeq, a predicted model, not a curated record
CUUGAUACUGAGCGAGAUGCAGAGCUCCAUGGUUCCACUGAACGCUCCUCUGGAUGCUGGCAGAGGAGCAGGGACAGUCGUGGUGGUAAUGCCGGACCAUCCACCCGAUUAUAUAGUGUGGUCCAUGGCCAGCAUCGUCUACGGAAACCCGUGCUGUCUGGGCCUGAUCGCCUUUUAUUACUCCAUCAAGUCCAGAAACCGGAAGAUGGUGGGGGACAUGACUGGGGCAAUGUUUUACGCUUCCAAGGCGCAAUCCUUCAAUCGCUGGGCGUUGACAUUUAUCAUUAUCCCUAUCAUACUCCUCAUAGUGUUGAUGGUGGUGGUGAAUGCCCAACUGUUGAGUUCCAGAAGAUACUAUAGCUAAAAGUUUUAAUUUCACUGCAAGUUAUAUACUGUAUAUAACCGUGCAUGUGACAAAUAAAAAUCUUGAAUCUUGAAAACUCUCUCUCAAGUGAUAAAAAAAAAACAUAGAAAGCAACAUUAUCUCUUAGAAAAAUUAUUUGUUGUUGAAGUCCAUCUGAGGAACACAAAAUACUUUGUGAAUCAUGUAUUUGUGAAAUGAGUAAUAAAAUAUUCUCAU